This is a messenger RNA of Colletotrichum costaricense, 612 nucleotides long. RefSeq lists its product as uncharacterized. NCBI's taxonomy places the organism in Eukaryota, Fungi, Ascomycota, Sordariomycetes, Glomerellales, Glomerellaceae. The transcript has a single exon. Bases 1 to 612 code for a protein of 203 amino acids. The record is from RefSeq and is a predicted model, not a curated record.
AUGACUGAACGAGUGACGAAGAAGAUGUCUCGACGAGGAGGUCGCUACAGCGGUCGCGCAGCUAGCAAAGCGUCGUCCGACCCUUCAAGCUUCACCCAGUCAAUGAUGUCGAUGGCGAAGGAGAAUCUGGACAAGGAGAAGGAAAACCGCGCCCGUUUACAAACUGAACUCCAGGCCUCGCAGGAUCUCAUCGCUCAAUGGGAAACCAUCCUCAAGAUAUCCAGCCCGAAGCAAUCGAAUCUCCCUAGUGGGCAGGUCCCAACCACGACUGAGGAGAACAGCUCGCCUGCGGUAUCGACAUACGCCCAUAGAACCGAAGGAACCGAAGCCAAUGACACCAAUCCGACUGCAGAUAAUACCGCUCCUUCGGGUCGCUCCCGCAACAUAUCUGUAGCUCCAUUCAGCGGCUCAAGGAACACCAAGGAACGGGCAACCGCUACGCAGGCUACGUCUUCGACCGCUAUGUUAGUUGACAAGCCGGGCGAGGAGUCUGAGGUCGAACACAGCGAUGGCCAUGACGACGAGGAUAAGAGCGAAGAGGACGAUGAUGCUAAUGAAGACGACGGGGAGUAUGUCGAAGAUAAUGACGAUACGGAGUUUAUGGAGGAGUAG